Messenger RNA from Gracilinanus agilis (Agile Gracile Mouse Opossum), 2152 nucleotides. Its product is annotated as keratin, type II cytoskeletal 5-like. Lineage: Eukaryota; Metazoa; Chordata; Mammalia; Didelphimorphia; Didelphidae. Gene Ontology annotation, molecular function: structural constituent of skin epidermis. Gene Ontology annotation, biological process: intermediate filament organization; keratinization. The record is from RefSeq and is a predicted model, not a curated record. The transcript is spliced from 9 exons. Gene Ontology annotation, cellular component: keratin filament. The coding region runs from base 1 to 1758 and encodes 585 amino acids.
AUGUCUCGGCAAUCAAGUGUAUCGUUCCAGAGUGGGGGCCGCCGUGGCUUCAGUGCCUCCUCGGCAAUCACCCCUUCUGUCAGCCGGACCAGCUUCAGCUCUGUUUCUAUGUCCCGGGCAGGAGGUGGUGGUGGCGGUGGUUAUAGCCGCAUCAGUGUUGGUGGUUCUGGAGGGGGCUUUGGCAGCCGGAGCCUUUACAACGUUGGAAUGUCCAAGAGGAUCUCCAUGGGAGGAGGUGGUGGCUUCAGGAGUGGCUAUGGAGGGAGAGUAGGAGGGGGAUAUGGCUUUGGUGGAGGAGCUGGUAGCGGAUUUGGUUUUGGAGGUGGGGCUGGUGGUGCCUUUGGGAUCGGUGGUGGAUCUGGCUUCGGUGGAGGUUAUGGGGGUGCCGGGUUCCCUGUAUGCCCCCCUGGUGGCAUUCAAGAAGUCACUGUCAACCAGAGUCUCCUGGCUCCCCUCAACCUCCAAAUUGACCCCACCAUCCAGAGGGUGAGGACUGAGGAGCGGGAGCAGAUCAAGACCCUCAACAACAAGUUUGCCUCCUUCAUUGACAAGGUCCGUUUCCUUGAGCAGCAGAAUAAGGUGUUGGACACAAAAUGGACAUUGCUCCAAGAGCAGGGGCACAAGACCUUGAAGCAGAAUUUGGAGCCACUUUUUGAAAAUUAUAUCAGUAAUCUCAGAAGGCAGCUAGAUAGUAUUUUGAAUGACAGGGGCCGCCUGGAUUCUGAACUAAGGAACAUGCAGGAUACAGUAGAAGAUUUCAAGAACAAGUAUGAAGAUGAAAUCAACAAGCGUACUACAGUUGAGAAUGACUUUGUUAUACUCAAAAAGGACGUAGAUACUGCCUACAUGAACAAGGUGGAACUGGAAGCCAAAGUGGACAGCCUUGGUGAUGAGGUCAACUUCCUGAGAACCCUCUAUGAAAUGGAACUCUCUCAGAUGCAGGGUCAUGUCUCUGACACCAACGUUGUCCUAUCUAUGGACAAUAACCGUAACCUUGACUUGAAUAGCAUCAUUGCUGAGGUUAAAGCUCAGUAUGAAGACAUUGCCAACCGCAGCCGAACAGAAGCUGAGACUUGGUACCAGACUAAGUAUGAGGAGCUGCAGCAGACAGCAGGACGCCAUGGAGAUGACCUCCGUAAUACCAAGCAUGAGAUCUCUGAGAUGAACCGGAUGAUCCAAAGGCUGAGAGCUGAGAUUGACAACAUCAAGAAGCAGUGUGCCAAUCUGCAGGCUUCCAUUGCUGAUGCUGAGCAGCGUGGGGAGCUGGCCCUCAAGGAUGCCAGGGCCAAGCUGGCUGAGCUAGAGGAUGCCCUGCAAAAGGCCAAACAGGAUAUGGCUCGCCAGCUGCGCGAGUACCAAGAGCUGAUGAAUGUCAAACUUGCCCUGGACAUUGAGAUUGCUACCUACAGGAAGCUGCUGGAGGGAGAGGAGUGCAGGCUGAGUGGAGAGGGAGUUAAUCCAGUCAAUAUUUCUGUUGUCACGUCCAGCGUGUCCAGCGGCUACGGCAGCGGCGGUGGCUACGGCAGCGGCGGCGGCUACGGCUUUGCCGGCGGCUACGGCCUUGGCUCAGGGCUGGGAGGUGGCAGCGGCGGUUACUCCAGCGGAGGCGGCGGUGGGCUCAGCGUGGGAGGCUCCGGCUUCAGCUCCGGCAGCGGCCGGGGCCUGGGGCUUAGCUUGGGCGGAGGUGGGGGCAGCAGCUCCAGUGUUAAGUUCGUGACCACCACGUCUUCCUCCAGCCGGAAGAGCUUCAAGAGCUAAACAUGUUCUCAGCAAGUGUCUUUCACUUGUCUAUCAGCUCUCUUUGUCCCAAGGCCACUGCCUGAUGGAUCCUCUUUAGCUUGGAUGGCAGCCAAGUAACUCUCUCCUUUCCUAUCUCCAGCUCCCCCUCUCCCGCCCUUUCUACUAGAGUUUAGUCUAGACGAGACUCGGGGGUGAUUUGUAUUCACGAGCCUUCCUGGUCGCCUCCAGCACUUAGCACCCUCAUCGCUGGUUGUUAGCUCCCGGCCUGGCCAGAGGCCAUCAGAAAAUGCUUUCCAAUGAACCUUGGAGGCCUUGUAAGUAAUCGCUAUCCUCCUUUUCCACACUCCACUCAUUAGUUCACUUCACUCACCUAAGCACUUAGCCCAAAGCUAUGACCACACCCUCCCGUCUG